UGCAACAGACAUCCCCGCUGCUACCGAACUGAAAAUGCCGGUCAAGUUUAAGGGCAUCAGCGAGUACAAGAAGAAGUUCAGGAAGCGAAAUUCGCGGUCCGGGCGCACAUCCCCUCACCUCCGGAUGCGCGAGGCGGGGCUUCGGUCUGACCAAUUGGGCAUCACCAGAGAGCCCCAGUUCCUCUCGAAGAAGAGGGUCCCCUCUCGCGAACCCGAGGUCAGCAAGUCCUUCCAGUGGGAGUGGCCGGCUGCGUCGCUGAGGGGACCCGACUCCUCCAGAGGGGGCGUGCCUCUGGCAGCAGCAGCGCCCCCUGUGGUGGGAGCAGGUAGCGCAGAGGGGCCCGAAACCCCUGCAGCUCCCAGGCGCUCCCGGCCGCUCGAGGCUCUGCCUGCGGAGAACGGAGCGCACGCCUCUCCACCCGAACCCCGCAGUCCUCCUGUGGAGGACAAGCCUGAACCUGCUCUGAAUGGAGUCGACCAUGUGCUGAAGAGGAAGGCGGGGCUGAAGUCUGCUGGGCGGAGCAGAGGGCUCCACGCCUCAGAGUAUCAGAGACAGUUCCUGUGGAAAACCCCUGCUAACACCUCCCCCCUCCUGGCUGCAGGACAGAUGGUGUACGGCAGCAGCCCGGUGAUCCCGCCCUUCAGGGCGAACCCCGUGGCCCUGGAGAGCGAGUACAAGCGGAGCUUCAAGGCGUCGCCACCCCCCAGGGGCCCACGACUGCGCCGGGACGUGGAGCAGAGGGAGGAGGCGCUGUUCCAGCUGGAGGAGGUCUCCCCAGAGAGGAGCUCAAAGAGUAAGAAAAAGAAGAAGAAGAAGCAGCAGUUACCCAGCAAGCGCAGCCCCCAGAACAACGCUCUUCAGUAUGACUGGGAGAACCAGCAGCAGGAAGUGAGGUCACAAAGCCCACAAGAGCCCCUCCCCUCCCAUGCAGCAUAUAGGAAGGUGAAGUCAGAAUACAGCUCCAACUUCCGCUCCCCAUUACUGUUCAGGUAUAAAGAGGGAGCGUGGGUCAAAUCCUCUACAGCAGGAGAAGAGGUGAAGGAGCUGAGGGAGAAGGCUGAAGCCUACCGGAGGAGGGCGUGGGGGACCCAUUUCUCCCGGGACCAUCUGAACCAGAUCCUGUCUGAGCAGAACCGGCUGUGGGAGGCCUCCACCCCCACCUCGGCAACAGUAACUGAGCGUAGCACUGGCAGCAGCACCAUCCAGGCCUUGGAUCUUGCCAGGGGGGAGAGUGCGAAGGCCAGCACCAGGGAUGGGGCCUCCCUCUCGGCCAGCCAGAGGAGCUCCAUGGAGGCCGCGGAAGAGGCGGGGUUCCACAACGCCCCCACCCUCCCGGUGCAGAGGAAGCUGGCCUGGGAGGAGGCGCGGUCGAGGGCGGGCUCGCAGAAGGAGGAGCCUCACGCCAGGAAGUCACGGGAGGAAGAGGAGGAGGAGGAGGAGAGUGAUGAGGUGCCAGCAGUAGAUGAACAGUACCUGUCAACCGCAUCAGGAUCUCACAGCACCAGAGAGGGGGGCAGGCUGCCCACCCCAAAAAUGAAGACCAUCCCCACCAUCCAGAGGACCCACCACGACCUCACUACCCCGGUAACCGGGGGUGCUAUUCUGGUCUCCCCACCAAAGUUGAAGGACCUCCAUCAGGGGCUGAGGAGGAGUGAGCCGCCCCUGGGCAAACCCCACUCGCCCUACAAGCAUCUGUCUUCUCCCUCGCCCGACCGGGUCAUCAAUAAGCUGGCGGAGAGCAGCCCGCCCCGGUCCUCUCCGGCGGCGGGAAUGACCACGGUCGACCCCAUCCCCCUGCGAGGAGACGCCUGGCCCACGCAGGCUCUCCCGGACGACCCCCCCACGCUGCGCGCCUCCAGGUCAUCCCGCAAACUUAGUCCCGGUGCCGCGCCUCCCCCCGUCCCGGUCCUGACCAACCGCAUCCACGGGACUCUGAGGGACCCAGAGUUCCAGCACAAUGGUAACUUGGGACUGCUAAAGCCAGCAUUUGCGUUUCCUGUGAAUGACUCCGAUGUUUCUGACAACGAUGACAGGAUGUCCCAGAUCUCGGCGCGGUCAGCGGCCUCCUGCUCCAUGGCUUCACAGGUCUUAGAGCGGGCCCAAAAAAGGCGAAAAAACUUCUGGGGCAAGAGCUAGGGACUCAGCGGCCCACCCCCCAUCCUAAGGGAGCCCCUGCUUUCAUAAGGGCUAAGAACUAAGGGACCUUCCCCGUCCA
Molecule: messenger RNA, 2216 nt
Organism: Megalops cyprinoides (Indo-Pacific tarpon)
Lineage: Eukaryota; Metazoa; Chordata; Actinopteri; Elopiformes; Megalopidae
Gene: saxo6
Product: Mdm1 nuclear protein
Exons: 14
Coding region: 35-2137 (700 amino acids)
Biological process (GO): negative regulation of centriole replication
Molecular function (GO): microtubule binding
Source: RefSeq, a predicted model, not a curated record